UUUCAUUAUUACCUUGCUUUCACAUUUUGUUGUUUUUAUUCACGCACUUUUCACUUCUAUUCUUGUUAUUUUAUUAAAGUGGAGGACGAUACAUACACGCACAUAGAACUCGACCCGCACUCCCACCUAAGAGGCAUUGACAUUACCUUUGUAACCGACGAACAAUUCAGCACCAUGUUUUUCACCAAACCUAUUCUCACUGCCAAAGGAAUGGAGUCCUUUGCUAAAAAUAAUGAGGCUAUUGUUUUCCACAGCACAUACGAUCUUGAAGGUGGAUACCGUCUCAUCAAAAAGGCCACCACCCCUCUUGUAAGGCACCUUGUUCUCAAAAAUCGAUUCAUCUUUAAUAUUUUGAGCCUGGAAAAAGCCAACUUGUUAAAGGACUUUUCACCUGCCAAAGCUGAAGUUAAAGUUAAAAGAGGCAUUGCAUUUUAUAAAAAGGGUGCGCUUAUUGCUGAAAUGGAGGGUUUUGAUUUGACUAAGUUUAUUAGUGAGCUAGCCAAGUUUGAAAAACGGCCGCAGCGGGAUCAGCAGGCGGUGCAUGCUGCGAAUGCAUCAUUCUUUGAAUUGCAUACCUUGUUUUAUAUACAUUUACAAUUGUUUUUCUGUAGUUAUUUGCUUGUUUUAUGAUUUCAAUAAAUUAACAUUUUCAAUUAUCCAAA
This is a messenger RNA of Kickxella alabastrina, 662 nucleotides long. RefSeq lists its product as uncharacterized. Lineage: Eukaryota; Fungi; Kickxellomycota; Kickxellomycetes; Kickxellales; Kickxellaceae. The annotation marks the transcript as partial. The record is from RefSeq and is a predicted model, not a curated record. The transcript has a single exon.